This is a messenger RNA of Pyrus x bretschneideri (Chinese white pear), 1552 nucleotides long. RefSeq names its product zinc finger protein VAR3, chloroplastic. Bases 1 to 1269 code for a protein of 422 amino acids. The record is from RefSeq and is a predicted model, not a curated record. Lineage: Eukaryota; Viridiplantae; Streptophyta; Magnoliopsida; Rosales; Rosaceae. Gene Ontology annotation, cellular component: cytoplasm. The transcript has 7 exons. Gene Ontology annotation, molecular function: mRNA binding.
AUGUCAGCUGCUUCAAAACUCAUGCGUUUUGGGACCUCACUCCUCCACGCUCCCACAAGGACUCUCUCUCCUACCCCUUCACUUCUCUCUCUAAAACCCUUCGCCGCUCCCAAGUCUCUGCGCUUCCCCCGGUACGCCUCCUCUUCGGCUGCGAUUGAAAGUAUUGACACCGUCCCCGCCACCAGCACAGAAUCUCCGCCGCCGCACCACCCCUGGCCCGAGUGGGUGGCCUUCGUCGACCGCUUGAAGACCAAGGGGUACUUCACGGGAACGCCGCCGAAGGAGAGUGAUGUUUACACGGAUAUAAAUGAAGUUAAGGAGGCAUCUCUCAGCUUUGCUCGUGACCGCUAUGAUGUUUUCAAAUCAUUGUCUAUGGAAGAUAUUCAAGCAGUUGUGGAGGGUGGAUGUCCCAAUCUUUUCCGGAAGGCUGUGAAUUCAGCAAAAAGAUUGAGAUUCCAUUUGAGACUAGAUGAAGGGGAUGUUUGUGGUGGUUGUAAUCUCCGAGGUUCCUGCGAUAGAGCUUAUGUGGUUCUUAAGGAAUCUGAAGCAGCAGCACGUACAGUGGAUAUAGUGCGAAUACUAUUGUUUUAUGCUUUGGAUCCCGUUGUUUUUUCUGAGGGAGAGAAACCGCCUGGUAGAGAGCUUCUAGAAACAUCUGCAAGGAAGCUGCUCUCUGAGUUGCUUCAACUCAGCGAAACAGCUGUUGACCCAUCACUUCCAAAGCCUGCUGCCAAAACUAUUGAGAAGAAGAAAUUUUAUCCAAGUUUCAUUGGCGAUGAACUAUCUCAAGAUGUUGAAAUGAAGAGAGGAGAUUGGAUGUGUCCCAAGUGCAAUUUUAUGAACUUUGCUAAAAAUUUAAGAUGCCUACAAUGUAAAGAAGAUGGCCCAAGAAAAGCUGAUGCGGGUGAUCUCGAAAUCGAAAUGAAAAAGGGAGACUGGAUCUGCACCGAAUGCAGUUUCAUGAACUUCUCUAGAAAUAUACGCUGCCUAAAGUGCAAAGCUGAAGGGCCAAAGAGAGUCGGUCCAGAUGUUGAAAUGAAGAAAGGAGACUGGACUUGCCCAAAGUGUGCAUUCAUGAAUUUCGCAAGCAAUAGGAAGUGUUUGCGUUGUCAAGACCCACGGCCCAAGAAAAAUCCUGCAGACUGGGACUGUCCCUCAUGCGAUUUCUUGAAUUAUGGCAGAAACGCGGUCUGUCUGAAGUGCAACUGUAAACGCCCUAAAGAAGAAACUACCGAGUACGAGGAGCAGAUGUGGAGGCGUCCGCGCUAGUGUAUUGUUAAUAACUUAAUAGGCCCAAAGACAUUGUUUUCUAGGGAGAUAUGUGCAUGACAUGCUUGCUUACGGUGAACCUUGAUCACUUCGUAACAUAUCAGGCUUACAUAGACGGGAGAGUGAUGAAAUGUAGGCGGCUUUAGCUUUAUAUACUGCCAAGGACAGGAACCAUUUGUGACCAAUGAUUUUAUAGUUUCUAUGGAAAGGUGUUCUACGUAAGGUUUUCAACUAUCAACAACAACAACAAUCUUAUUUCAAUAAGCAUGAUCGGUUGUAUGAA